GCGGAACGGGGUCGGUGGCCGUCGGCUCCGCUCCGCGGGAGCAGGAUGCGGCUGCGUUCGGGUGUGUUCGCCUCCUCCUGCCUCCUGCUGGAGGUGCUGGGGGUCGCGCUGUUCUUCCGUGGCUUCUUCCCGGUGCCUGUCAGGUCCCUGCCCCGCAGAGAGUCUAGCGGGGACCUUCCCGCCGAACCGGCCCCGCCCGGCCCAGGAAUGGUUUCUAACUGGACCAGAAUUCCACCACCACUUUUCAAAAAAGUUGUCAUUGUGCUGAUAGAUGCUUUGAGAGAUGACUUUGUGUUUGGGUCCAAAGGUGAACAGUUCAUGCCGUAUACUAAACAAAUUAUUGAAAAAGGGACAUCCUACAGUUUCAUUGCUGAAGCGAAGCCACCCACUGUGACUAUGCCUCGAAUUAAGGCUUUGAUGACAGGUAGCAUACCUGGUUUCAUUGAUGUUAUUGUGAAUCUCAACUCUCCGGCUCUUUUGGAUGACAACCUGAUAUGGCAGGCAAAAACAGCAGGGAAAAGAAUAAUCUUUUAUGGUGAUGAUACUUGGGUUAAAUUGUUUCCAAAGCAUUUUGUGGAGUAUGAUGGAACAACAUCCUUUUUUGUGUCAGACUUCACAGAGGUUGAUGAUAAUGUUACCAGGCAUUUGGAUAGAGUGUUAAAGAGAGAAGACUGGGAUCUCCUAAUACUGCAUUACCUGGGCUUGGACCAUAUUGGACACGUGACUGGGCCAAACAGCCCAUUAGUGGGAACAAAACUGCGGGAAAUGGAUAACAUCCUGAAGAAGAUUCAUACUUCUCUUCUUUCAAAGGAAGAAGCCUCUCUUCCCAAUUUGCUAGUUGUUUGUGGGGAUCAUGGGAUGUCUGAAACAGGUAGUCAUGGUGGUUCUUCAGCUGGAGAAGUGCACACACCACUACUGUUUAUCAGCUCUACUUUUGAAAAGAGAAGUGGUCGUCUAACACAACCUGAACUUGUGCAACAAACUGAUUUAGCUAGCACUCUGGCAGUAGGCCUUGGUCUACCGAUUUCAAGAAACAGUGUUGGGAAUCUUAUAUUGCCAGUUGUGAGAGGCAGGACAAUGAGAGAACAACUGCGUUUUGUGCACUUGAAUGGGUUCCAGCUUAGUAGACUGCUGCAAGAGAAUACACCUGCGUAUGAAAAAGAUCCUGGAUAUGAACAUUUUAAGAUAGCAGAAAAGUCUCAUGCUAAUUGGAUCAAACUGUAUUUAGAGGGGAAUAAUUCAGAAAUACUCUUGAAUCUUGGCAAAAAAGUCCUGAAGCAAUAUUUGGAGGCCCUGAAGACUCUGAGUUCUUCACUAAGCAAGCAAGUGGCACAAUAUGACAUGUAUUCGAUGAUGGUUGGGAUUGUCAUCAUUAUGGAGGUUCUGCUGCUGCUUUUGCUUAGCAUUCCAAAAGCCCUGAGCAGCAGGGCAGAAUUUGAAGUGCCGCUUUCCCCUCCACUCUUCUCCCUGCUGUUUUACUUGAUGUGUCUGAUGCUUUAUGCAGUUCACGUCAUUGUAUGCACAUCGGCAGAAAGUUUAUGCUAUUUCUGCAGUAUGUCCUGGUUCACAGCAAUUGGAGUGAUGAUGCUGAUAUCUGCACUCAUGUGUGGUAUUUUGUCUGCCAUUGCAAAGAUCCUCGAUAAUUCCAGACUUACAGUGAAGAAUUCAGUUUUGUCCAGUUCCAGCUGGUCAGAAAUUGAUGUGCUGAUUCUGGCUGGAACAGUUGCCCAUGUUUUGAGUUUGGGGGCAAGCAGUUUUGUCGAAGAGGAGCAUCAAACCUGGUAUUUUCUAAUUAAUACGCUUUGUUUGGGGCUGAGUCAGGAACUUUGUAGGAACAAUUUUCUUCUGAAAGAAUAUGACCCUCAGCAUAGUACCAGUGUAAAACAAAGUUUUGGGAGAGCCUCUGAGUACAAGAACAUAGACAUUCCAGCAGCAGAUAAUUCAAAAUUGGGCAAGACCACCACUUCAGCUGAAUUCAGUAGAGGAUCAGAUAAGUGGAUAAGCUUAGCGAGUCCAUGGAUCAUCCUUAUUUGCUGUCGGCUUCUUCGAUCCUUGAAUCAGACAGGUGUCCAGUGGGCUCAUCAGCCAGACUUGGGACACUGGUUGACAAGCUCUGAACAUAAAUCUGAACUCUCCUUCUUGGCUGCAGUAUCCCUACUUAUGAUCUUCUUUCUGGUUCAAAGAAGAUGCUCCCUGGUUUCAAAAAUUGCUAUGGCACUCGGGCUCCUGGGAGUCUACAGUUACAGGGCAGCUAUUGGAAAUAUCAUAUUUCCAUGGCAACAUGGUAGCAAAGAUAUUUCAAAGGGUAUUACUGAAGCUCGUUUUGUUUAUGUCUUUGUUCUUGGCAUAGUCUUCAGUGGUACCAAAGACUUGCUGAAGUCACAGGUUAUUUCUUCAGACUCUGGUGUGAAGAGUACAGGAUUAUGGGAAGUAUAUAGUGGAUUGGUUCUACUAGCAGCCCUUCUAUUUAGACCUCACAAUUUACCAGUCUUGGUGUUUUGUCUGUUGAUUCAGACAAUGAUGACAAAAUAUAUCUGGAGACCUUUGAAAUUUGAUGCAGCACAGAUUACUGUCAUGCACUACUGGUUUGGCCAAGCUUUCUUCUAUUUUCAGGGAAAUUCAAAUGGCAUUGCUACUGUGGAUGUUUCAGCAGGUUUUGUGGGACUAGAAAGUUACGUGGAAGUACCAGCAAUCUUCCUUACAGCAUUUGCAACAUAUGCAGGACCUUUGCUUUGGGCCAUUCAUCUGCUGUGCUACUUGAGUUCUGAAGUUAGCAGGAAUUCAGCAGCAGUGGGUCAUGGCUGUUUCUGCUAUGCUCUAAUGCGUUCCCUUCCAGUUGCCAUAUACAUAGUUUUGGUGACAGGUCUGCGUUACCACCUGUUCAUAUGGAGCGUCUUCUCGCCAAAAUUACUUUAUGAGGGAGUGCAUGUGUUCAUCACAGCCGCGAUCUGCCUGUUCUUCACAGCCAUGGAUCACAACCAUUCUCGCAAAGUGCAAGAUUGAAAGAAGUGUGCAGUGUGCAGAUCUGGAUUGCAAUGUCCGGUGCGACACCGACAUGGAAGAAGGAUAAUAAUGGCUUUAAAUUUUUGUGCAAGAUUUGAAGAUUAACCUAGUUUAAUUUAGUCAAAGUCAGGAUUUGAAGGGCCUGUGCUGUUUUAAAUCUUGAGUUUGCUUUAAAAAUGUUUAAUUUAAAUAAACUGUUUUUUCAUGAAUAACUUUUGUUCUAUAGCUGUCAUUAUAGCACUUCCCAAAUCACAGAAUGGCAAUAUUAUAUGAUUAAAAUUUCAAAAUGUACCUCUUAAUCUGAGUAAAGACCACAGGCACUGAAAAAAAUCUUUUGCACAUACAAUCUUUUUUUACCUUCUUAGAUGACAGAUUCUUAAAAAUACCCAAGAGGAUUUCUUGGUGAUGUUCACAAGACUUUGCAUUCAUUAGCCUUGGGAGAUUUUUGUUUGUUUUGUUUCUAGCAUGUGCAUUGAAAUUGUUAUUAAAUUAUUGUACAAGUAUUCCAGGUAAAAUGGAAUAUUUUUUGUUUUGCAUAUGCAGCAUUUUUAUUUAAAGGCUGUAUUUUCUUUGUAAGAUGAGUGCAACCAUUGUCUGCGAUGUAUUUCAAUCUGCCUAUCCAGUGACUUCAGUUACUGGAUAGGAAGGACUAACGGGCUAACAAAGCAAUGAUUCUUUCAUGGAGUCUAUCCACUGCUAAAAUGUUGCGUUUCUUUUUAUUAAUGUCUAAUGUUUAACCAGUUUCAUGGCAGCGGUGCUGAACAUUUGGCCAUGUUUUCCAUGCUAGGGUAGAGAGUUAUGACCCAUGAGCACAAAAUAGUUUAAUGGCUAAGUUACCAGCAGAAUAAAAGGUGUGUUUGCAUCACCUUCCCUCUUAGUGGCCUGUCUGGCCACCUAAUUUGAGUGUGCUAUAAUUAAUUCCUAACAAUGUUUUCUUUGUUUCUGUCAAGGGGAUAAACAUUGAUGACUAUCCUGUCAGUAUUCUUUAUGUGGGUUUUUCUUCUUUCCUCAUAUUUUUGUCCAUGUUAGCAGACAGUAGGAUUUAAUCUAAAUGUAUUAGAGAUGCAGCAGAAGAAAGGCGCACAGGGAAGUUUAACUUCUGUUAUAAAUCUAAAAAUAAAAAGCUUUUAAGCC
Molecule: messenger RNA, 4137 nt
Organism: Pezoporus occidentalis (night parrot)
Lineage: Eukaryota; Metazoa; Chordata; Aves; Psittaciformes; Psittacidae
Gene: PIGG
Product: phosphatidylinositol glycan anchor biosynthesis class G (EMM blood group)
Exons: 13
Coding region: 46-3003 (985 amino acids)
Biological process (GO): GPI anchor biosynthetic process
Cellular component (GO): endoplasmic reticulum membrane
Source: RefSeq, a predicted model, not a curated record